Messenger RNA from Cannabis sativa, 2011 nucleotides. RefSeq names its product probable serine protease EDA2. Lineage: Eukaryota; Viridiplantae; Streptophyta; Magnoliopsida; Rosales; Cannabaceae. The transcript has 12 exons. The record is from RefSeq and is a predicted model, not a curated record. Bases 338 to 1789 code for a protein of 483 amino acids. Gene Ontology annotation, molecular function: dipeptidyl-peptidase activity; serine-type exopeptidase activity. Gene Ontology annotation, cellular component: vacuole. Gene Ontology annotation, biological process: proteolysis.
AGAGAUGUUUAGCAACUAAAACUUCUCAAUUCUUUUCUCAUUUUUUUUCUUAGCUGGUUAGCCAAUUUUGUAAGGCUGACUUGCCCAACUUCAUGUAGUCUUGUUUCUUUGUUAUUAAUAAGAUUUUUCUUCAAAAAAAAAAAAAAAAAAAAAAAAAAACUUAUCAAUUAGAAUAUAAUUUACUUUGUUCAAUUGUAUUCUUGAGUAGAGAUUCUAAUUCUAAAGUAAAAAAAAAAUCAGAAAAAUUAAAUAAAUGGAAGAAAAGUAAGAGACGGCAGUUGAAUUGACACUCGAAGAAAUGCAACCUCAGAGAAAGUGAACAACAACGACAACGACCAUGGACCGACACAGUAAAACGACAUUGAUUUCAGUGUCGUUUUUCACCAUCUUCUCACUCUCCUCCUGCUAUGGCUAUGGAAUGCCUCGGAUGAUGUUCAACAAGUUAACUGCAAGUCGUUACUUGACCACUCAAGAGCUCUGGUUCAAUCAAACCCUUGAUCAUUUCUCUCCUUAUGAUCAUAGUCAAUUUAAGCAACGGUAUUAUGAGUUUCUUGACAAUUUUCGAAUCCCGGAUGGACCCAUUUUCUUAGUGCUUUGUGGAGAAGGACCCUGCAAUGGGAUCGUUAACGAUUAUAUCAGUGUUCUGUCGAAGAAAUUUGGAGCAGCAGUGGUAUCAUUGGAGCAUCGUUACUAUGGAAAAAGCUCUCCUUUUAAAUCACUUUCCACUGAAAAUCUGAGAUACUUAUCUUCCAACCAGGCCCUUUUUGAUUUGGCUAUUUUCCGUCAAUAUUAUCAGGAUUCUUUGAACAAGAAGCUGAAUAGAACAAAUGUUGAAAAUCCAUGGUUUGUAUUUGGGAUUUCAUAUUCUGGAGCUCUUAGUGCUUGGUUUCGUCUCAAAUUUCCUCACUUAACUUGUGGAAGUCUUGCAAGUUCUGGUGUUGUUCUUGCUGUUUAUAACUUCACUGAGUAUGACAAGCAGGUUGGUGUCUCAGCAGGUCCGGAAUGUAAAGCUGUGUUGCAAGAGAUAACUCAGAUUGCUGAACAAAAACUUGCUACGCAAGGAAACUCAGUGAAGGCCUUGUUUGGUGCAACUGAGCUUGAAAAUGAUGGCGAUUUCUUUUAUUAUCUGGCCGAUGCUGCUGCUUCAGCAGUUCAAUAUGGAAAUCCAGAUGAACUAUGCUCUCCUCUUGUUGAAUCAAAGAAAAAUGGAGAAGAUAUGUUGGUUGCGUAUGCCAACUAUAUCAAAAAGCACUUUUCCGGAAAUGUUCAAUUAUACAAUCAGGAAUACUUGAAAAACACUACUCUUACCAAAGACAGUUCUAUGCGGUUGUGGUGGUUUCAAGUUUGUACUGAAGUUGCAUAUUUUCAGGUAGCACCUAAAAAUGAUAGUAUCCGAUCCUCCAAAGUAGACACAAGAUAUCAUCUGGACCUUUGCAGGAACAUUUUCGGAGAGGGUAUCUAUCCUGACGUUGCUGGAACAAACAUCAACUAUGGGGGCACAAAAAUUGGAGGGACAAAGAUAAUAUUUACAAAUGGCUCAGAGGAUCCAUGGCGCCAUGCAUCAAAGCAGACAUCAUCUCCAGAUUUGCCUUCCUACAUUGUCAACUGCCAUAAUUGUGCUCACGGAACCGAUAUGCGAGGAUGUUCCGUCAAUGGUACAAGCCCUAUUGAAGGCGACGCUAAACAAUGCAGCUCUCCUGAUGCAGUUCAGAAAGUGAGGCAAAAGAUUAUAGACAACAUGGACUUGUGGCUUUCUCAGUGCCUAGACAGUGAAAAGAGUGCUAUGUGAUAUGAUAUGUUUCUAUUAUGCAAAAAAAUAAAUUUAUACUUUGACUGUUUAACUUACUAUGGUAGAUUAUUAAAUGUGGAGAGGUGAAGGAUAUUUCUGCUACAUAUCAUUUCCUUCCAUGUAUAAGCAGAACUCUAUUCUUAAGUUGUUUAAACCUUCAAAUACUAUACAAAUAAUUUUCAAUCUCAUCAUUUUAGAGAGGCCAUUUUCUAAAAAAGAAAA